Molecule: messenger RNA, 1792 nt
Organism: Rattus norvegicus (Norway rat)
Lineage: Eukaryota; Metazoa; Chordata; Mammalia; Rodentia; Muridae
Gene: Tsen34
Product: tRNA splicing endonuclease subunit 34
Biological process (GO): tRNA splicing, via endonucleolytic cleavage and ligation; tRNA-type intron splice site recognition and cleavage
Cellular component (GO): nucleolus; tRNA-intron endonuclease complex
Molecular function (GO): tRNA-intron lyase activity; nucleic acid binding; lyase activity
Source: RefSeq, a predicted model, not a curated record
UGGGUAGGAAGUGGGCGGGGCCACAACUGAAGAAUGACCGGAUCUGGCUAGGCUCGAAAGCCGAACUUCUUGCAACUUAGAGGGGGUGGCUGAUUCGACUGAGCCGAGAUCUCCCGCAAGCGUUCGGAAGUAGAGUCGAAAUCUUCCGAAGGCUGAACGCUUGCUGUUUAGGGUGGGCAGGGCUCCCGAUUGAGCUUUAUUUAGGGUGCUGGAACAUCGUACAGCUGGCGCAAGACAGGACUGGGUUUCUUUUAAAAAGCCCGACUCAGAAUAGGCGGGAAGGGAGAAUCUCAGAAAUUCGAAAGGGGCGGGGCUGGGCUCCAACUAUUUAGAAAAGGGUGUGGCUUGAGCAAACCUCCACCCUACAUUGAGGUUCCGAGACCUGACGGACGCAACAGAAAGAAGAUACGCACUUUGCAAAAAGGGCGGUGCACCACUAUGGCGGGAGGUCUCUCUGAGGAGUUGAGAUGUGGUGGCACGCAUUGGCAGAGAUGAUGGUCACCUGGAGCGGAGGGGGAGCGGAACAGUGGGACCUGGGAAGAUGCUGGUGGUGGAGGUCGCUAAUGGCCGCUCGCUGGUAUGGGGAGCCGAGGCGGUGCAGGCGCUGCGGGAGCGCCUGGGAGUCGGGGGACGCACGGUGGGCGCCCUGCCCCGCGGGCCCCGCCAGAACUCGCGCCUGGGCCUUCCGCUUCUGCUGCUGCCUGAAGAAGCCCGGCUCCUGGCGGAGAUAGGCGCUGUGACCUUAGUCAGCGCCCCGCGUCCGGAUCCCCGCAACCAUGGCUUGGCCCUAGCGUCGUUCAAACGCCAGCAAGAGCAGAGUUUCCAGGAUCAGAGCACUUUGGCAGCAGAGGCCCGGGAGACCCGGCGUCAGGAGCUUCUGGAGAAGAUCGUAGAAGGCCAGGCUGCCAAGAAGCAGAAGCUGGAACAGGAUUCUGGGGCAGAUGAAGAAGGCCAAGAAGCCGGUGGAAGUGAAGCUACCCAAGGAAGUGAGACCAGUGAUGAUGGUCAGGCUUCUGCGGAGCAGGAAGGAGCAGAUUCUUCAUCCCCCCAACCAGGACCUUCAAAUGGGGUGACUCCCUUGCCCAGAUCAGCCCUGCUUAUCCAGCUGGCCACUGCCAGGCCUCGGCCUGUAAAAGCUAAGCCUCUGGACUGGCGUGUGCAGUCCAAAGACUGGCCCCAUGCUGGCCGUCCUGCUCAUGAGCUUCGCUACAGCAUCUACAGAGACCUGUGGGAGAGAGGCUUCUUCCUCAGCGCAGCUGGGAAGUUUGGUGGUGACUUCCUGGUCUAUCCUGGUGAUCCGCUGCGUUUCCAUGCUCACUACAUUGCUCAGUGCUGGUCUGCUGAGGACCCCAUCCCACUUCAGGACCUGGUCUCUGCAGGCCGCCUGGGAACCAGUGUCAGAAAGACUCUGCUUCUCUGCUCCCCUCAGCCUGAUGGGAAGGUGGUUUAUACUUCCCUGCAGUGGGCCAGCCUGCAGUGAGCUGGCGACUGAGGGGGAUGUGGCUGUGCGUGGCAAGAACCCUCCUCGAUGGUCACCCCAGCUCUUCUCCUCAUGGAGGCUUGUGCUCUCCUACCCUGCCUGGUUCUGAUUCCAGGAUUUUGAACACUACAUCCUUUCUGUUUGUUUUUGUUUUGUUUUGUUUUUUCCUGUUUUAAGGCAAUUACUGCCUGUGUUGCUCUGUAUUCUGUUUCCAAACUGAACUUGUUGAGAAUGGAGACUGUUUUGUGUUUGGCUUCUCUGUUUCCUAUGGGGCUUAGGUCCCAGCAGUUCUCAAUAAAUUUGUUGAAUAAG